Messenger RNA from Piliocolobus tephrosceles (Ugandan red Colobus), 2194 nucleotides. Its product is annotated as endogenous Bornavirus-like nucleoprotein 1. The coding region runs from base 19 to 633 and encodes 204 amino acids. The transcript is spliced from 2 exons. The record is from RefSeq and is a predicted model, not a curated record. NCBI's taxonomy places the organism in Eukaryota, Metazoa, Chordata, Mammalia, Primates, Cercopithecidae.
AGCGGCCUUGUCCCGGAAAUGCCUUCCCUCCUCCCGGGUCUGCGCGGACGCGGCCUCCUUACCUCAUUUGUCCUCGCCCCUCCCCGUCCCUCUACGCGUUUUGGUUCCCAGCUGGUGCUUCCUGUUUGCAACCGCGGCAGUGAAUCUGGGCAUAGGAACCAAUCAGAAACAACCGCUUCAGCAACCAAGACCAUUGUUCACCAUGGAGGAACCCAUGGAUACGUAUCCUCUGAGCCUCUAUCUGCGAUACCAUUCACUGGGCAGCAGUCUUUUGAGCCAAGUGGCAAAUUUGGACAGUAUCCAUCCGAUGCAGAUGAACCACAUUCAGGCAUUGGGGAGGUGGAGGACACAGAACAGCUAAAUCAAUGUUUGAUCCAACACUUCCAUCUCAUUAAGACAAGUUUGACUUUUCUUUGCUUUUUAUUUCAUGGAAUACAUGAUUAUCUCUUAACUGUUGGAGUUUCCAAGGAGUCAUACCUUGUGACUUCAUUUGGUGGAAAGAACAAAACUAAAAUGCUGUAUAGCCAAAGCCACAAAGGGAAGGAUCUGCAAUUUACAUCCUUGCAGCUACUAUCUGUACUGUACUGUUGUGAUCUACUGAUUGGCAUUGGCAUAGUAGUAGGGGUCAAGUGACAGAAUCCGUGCCAACAGUGUCCAGGUUCAGAAGCAAUUCAGUACCCUAAUGGUAGCUCUCCAGCAACCAACACAUGGUGAUUGUGCCACCUUGUUGCUCAGUUAUAAUGCAGGGCCAGUGAUUGACUUAAGUCAAGACCCUGGUUGAGAUCAUUUGUCUUUGGUCUAAUAGAAUUUGAGUCUAGUAGAAUUUGAGUCUCCAGGGAAAGAGCUACUUGACCAAAUUAAACUAGUAGCAGGUAGAGCGCAAAUGACAGCAUAUUAUACCAUCAAGAUGUUCUUAGAGCAGUGUAUGGAUGGAUCUAUUGUAUUGCCAUCAGUUGUGACUGAUACUGUUGUAUUCAAGGAGAAAGAGAAACUUGUUUAGAAAGCACUUUGAAAGUUUUUUGAGUACGGGGGUGCCCUGCGUCACCCCAUUAUGGUUGAACUUUGUCCUUCAAAAUUACCAAACUUGGCAGCAGUGGCAAAUUAUUGGGCUAAAAGACUUAAUCAGACAUAUUCUGGGUUCAAGGCUCCUAAUAUAAUAACUGGUGCGGACAUUAUACUUCCACUCAUUCAGAUGGUUGCAUCCCACCAGGCAUCCAGUAGAACAGGGACUGGGAAUAUGGACACUUGAACAUUAAACAUUCUGAAGAAUUUUGGAAUGACAGGUUACAAUAUGGGGAACAUAAUCAGUUCCCCAUAUUAAAAAAAAAAGAUUUGGGGAUAGAUUGGGCUCACAUAAUAAUCUUUAGAGAGAUUUUUUCAUUUUUGUGAAAGUACAGAAAUUCUCAACUGCUUAUGAAAUGCUGAUUGUUAAACAGCAUCCAUAGCUAUUUUGUUUUGUUUCCCUGACCCCACCCUGAAAAAAAAAAUUAUGGCACAUUGAAAACAGCAGUAUGAUGUAAGAGAAGAGAUCACAAACUCCUUGAGGGUGGGUCUUUUCCAUACUCAUAAACCUACUUAUGAUAUUCGGAGUAAUUUGUUGACACUUAUAUUAAUAUUCCCUCCUAUCCCAUUCAUUGCCAAAUCAUCAAACAUUUAUUGAGCAUCUACUCUGUGUAGGGUGUAAGCAGUACUGGGGACUUACAGUGAUAAAAGACAUAGUUUUAGCCGUAAGUGAUAUACUGUUUCACUGAAGAGAUAGAAUAUAAGAAGCCAAGUAAUUUAUGGAAUUCCCUUCUUUAUUUUUUAUUUUUUUCUUUUGGCAGUGGAGUCUUGCUUUUUAAAUAGAGCAAGGCUAGUCUGGAACUCCUGGGCUCAUGUGGUCCUCCUGCCUUAGCCUUCAGAGUAGCUGGGACUACAUGUGUGAACACAGCUUGGAAAUCUCUUAACCAUGGGAGUUAAGUCUCAAAAUUCUGGUGAUACAAGUGGUUGAAACUUAAAACUUUAUUUAAAAAAUAGGAUUUGUGAAUGUUAGAUAGUUCAUAAAUCUGCGAAAGACUGUAUAAAUACAUAUUUUACAUUUACUAUUAUUUGUAGUAAAUUUGAGUAUAGCACUAUCUCUUUAUCUGUGGAGACUUCAAACUCUCCACUAUUACUUUAAUUUCAGUGAGACAUUAUUAAAUAUAAGUGGGCUUAC